AUUUUCAAUUCUAACCUCAACUGUCACAUUGACGUUAAAAUGACAGCUGUCAUAACAAUUGUCAAUAAAUCACCUGUCAGCAGGAUUUUUACAAAUUCGUUCCGUGGAGCGAAAACUUUUAGAAGUAUUACAAAGAUGUCAAACUGUAUUUUUUGCAAAAUUAUCUCAGGUGAUGCCCCUGCUGAAAUCUUCCAUCAGGAUGACAAAAUGAUUAUUUUCAAGGAUAUUAAACCGGCCUCCAAGCACCAUUUUUUAGCUGUGCCAAAAGAACACAUCCCUAAUGUAAAUAGUCUCUCCAAAAAUCAAAUUCCAUUAAUUAAUGAUUUAAUAGCCAAAAGUAAACAGGUUUUAGCUGACAAAGGAGGUAAUCUAGAUGAUACAAGACUAGGUUUUCAUUUACCACCGUUUAAUUCAGUAUCGCAUUUGCAUUUACACAUAAUAUCACCAGUUUCGGAAAUGUCUUUCAUAAGCAGUUUUGUGUUCAAGCCCAAUAGUUGGUGGUUUACUUCUGUGGAUCAAAUCCUGGAGAAAUUAGAAAAAAGCAAAUUAUGAGACAUUUUAUAUCAUACUUUAUUGGUAGGGUUAUAAGACACAUUAUAAUAUAAAAAAUAAAAUAAAUUCUGAUGGAAUGGUUA
This is a messenger RNA of Tribolium castaneum (red flour beetle), 635 nucleotides long. RefSeq names its product adenosine 5'-monophosphoramidase HINT3. Bases 40 to 552 code for a protein of 170 amino acids. The transcript has 4 exons. The record is from RefSeq and is a predicted model, not a curated record. NCBI's taxonomy places the organism in Eukaryota, Metazoa, Arthropoda, Insecta, Coleoptera, Tenebrionidae. Gene Ontology annotation, molecular function: catalytic activity.